Ostreococcus lucimarinus CCE9901 is the source of this 2142-nucleotide messenger RNA. RefSeq lists its product with no specific name. The coding region runs from base 1 to 2142 and encodes 713 amino acids. Gene Ontology annotation, molecular function: 1-alkyl-2-acetylglycerophosphocholine esterase activity. The transcript has a single exon. The record is from RefSeq and is a predicted model, not a curated record. NCBI's taxonomy places the organism in Eukaryota, Viridiplantae, Chlorophyta, Mamiellophyceae, Mamiellales, Bathycoccaceae.
AUGGACGCGCGAUUGGCGGCGAUGCAUCCGGCGAGACGGGCGCUGCCGCUGCUGGCGGUGAUCGCGCAGUGGAGGGUGGACGGCGCGCGGUGGCAGGUGGUGCCGGCGUACAUCGGGACGGGGGUGUGCAUGAGCGUGGGGGCGGCGGGGAGUAAAUUGCCGCUGUGGGCGCGGCGCGCGGCGGCGCUGAGCGGAGGCGCGACGACGUUCGCGAGCGUGCUGAGUGGAUUGUUGAUACCGGUGUUUCGAAUGCCCAAACCCACGGGACCGCAUAAGGUUGGAAAGAGGACGCUGAUGUGGACGGAUCGAUCGAGGAAGAGUUGGUUGUUGAACACGAAGGGACGCGGGGCGUUUCCCGAGCACAGAAAAUUGAUGGCGAACAUUUGGUAUCCGGCGUGCGAGCGCGGGCUCAAGGAGGUGAAGAAGCCGCGCAAGGCGAACUGGCUCGAGCCCUUGCUCGCGAAGUCUUUAGCGGUGAGCUUUUGGGCGCCAGAGUGGUGCGUGAAUUACUUUCGAUUGGUUCGCAUGGAGGCGCUGGAGGACGUCCCCGUCGCGGGUGGACGAGGAGAGCAAUUCCCGGUGGUCGUGUUUUCGCACUCAUUCACGGGGAUGAAGGAGCAAAACAGCGCGCUGUUGCAAGAGCUCGCGAGUUGGGGGUACAUCAUCGUCACCGUCGAUCAUCCGCACGACGCGGCGCUGGUGUUGUAUCCGGACGGGUCGACGGCGGAUUUCAGAGGAUACGACAUGCCGAACGACACCGUGCCGUUCAACUGGUGGAAAUUUAGAAAUCAGCACUUGCGUUGGCGCGCGCUGGAUGUGGCUUUCGCCCUGGAUCAGGUGGUGGCGAUGAAUGCCGAUCCUGAAAGCGACUUUUACGAGCGAUUGGAUUUGACGCGCGUCGCCGCCAUGGGACACUCGUUCGGCGGCGCCGCGGUGGGGAUGCUCGCGCAAAUGGAUUCUCGAAUCCAGUGCUGCAUCAUGCUUGAUCCUUGGAUGUGGCCUUUCGGGUACGAGCGCAUGAAACAAGGCAUCCCAUGCCCAGUGUUGGUCUUCGAAGCACCGCGAUUUCUGGGUAAUCGGGACAUCUUUUGCAUUUCCAACGCCGAGAUGACGUCGGACUUGUGCGCCAACACGGCGCCGGCGGCGUGCUCGAAAGAGGUCGAGCCCCGACGUUUGUCCGAAGUUCUCGAAGCCCCCGACGCGAGUGCGACAAUAGAUGUCGCCGGCGAGCAAUCGCCGAGCGAUGAGAUCGAUUACAGAGAAGAUGAUGCGUCGAACGAAGAAUCGGCUCGCGCCGCUUCGCCGGGACGUCCGCCGCGUCCGCCGCGUCGCUCGAGUGGUGCUGAUUCGACAGAUAGGCGUGCGACAGACGCCCGCGCGUUAUCACAAAGUAGAAACAGUAGCUGGGGAUCUUUCAUGUCGGUGGAUGAGCAACGCGAGCCGAGCGGUGUGGCGUUCAAGGCGGUGAUCGAAGAGACGAUGCACUUUGAUUUCACCGAUCUCGCCAUGGUCGCCCCGUUGACGACGCGCUUACUAGGCGUCGUCGCGGUCGGAGGAUACGAAGUUCAUCACAUCACUUCGGCCGCGAUUUUGCGUUUCUUGCACGGGUAUAAUCAUCCGCACAAGUUUGAAUCGAUCUUCAGCGCGGAGGAACUCGACGAGCAAGCGAGAGCGUUGUACCCGGGGCCUUGGUUGGGUUGCCCGUUUGACGAAAAGGCGAAGCGUGUCGCUGAAAAAGAGUCUUUGGACGCCCUCGAUGGGCGUGCGACACCACUCAAGACGCUUCGCGAGGAAUUGUCGAAACCGCGAUCGAGCGGCUGGAAGGAGAAGGGCGGUAUUUGCCGAUGGAUCCCCACCGAAGAGUUUACUCUCGACAAGAGACGACCGUGGAUCGACGAACAAAAUCGCGAGAUCCGAUGGUUGUGCGCCGAGACGGAGGACAAAGGUGUGCCACUAACGGACCGCGAUUUGCACUGCAUGUUCCCCACGCGUUCGUUGAAGAGUACGCGAGACGCCAUCCGGGCGUACCGAGACAGCGAUGAAGUGUUUCCCGAGCCGACCAAGUUAGCGUGGUUGUCGCAGGCGCUUCUCGACGGCGAUGCCGCGGAUUCAGGUCCAGACUACGCAUCACUACGACCGUGA